Messenger RNA from Ailuropoda melanoleuca (giant panda), 5853 nucleotides. RefSeq names its product zinc fingers and homeoboxes 1 (gene ZHX1). The coding region runs from base 1627 to 4248 and encodes 873 amino acids. The record is from RefSeq and is a predicted model, not a curated record. Gene Ontology annotation, cellular component: nucleus. Gene Ontology annotation, biological process: regulation of transcription by RNA polymerase II. Lineage: Eukaryota; Metazoa; Chordata; Mammalia; Carnivora; Ursidae. Gene Ontology annotation, molecular function: DNA-binding transcription factor activity, RNA polymerase II-specific; DNA binding. The transcript is spliced from 4 exons.
UCCGAGGGGGAGGGACCCGGCCUUCCUGCACCGGGGAAUCGCCUCCGAGGGACUGUCUCUGAGGCUCCUUCGCGCUUUCGGGGUGUCUGCGGCCGUCGAAGGAGCUGGGGGUGGACUCCGUGAGGGAAAAUCUCAGCCCCAGUCCUUACGAGAGCACUAAGGAACUUGGGACUGUUGAGGGGAGUGAAGACGGUGCCUCCGGGAGGUUGUGGGGUGGGGGGGGCGAGGCAGGGACGGCCGAGCCCAGCGAUGUGGAGGGUCCUAGAGGAGGUCGGAAGGCCUGCCCUGAGGGGGCGCGUGGCCUCGUGGGGACUGCCUCUCGGAGAGUAAGGAGAGAUCCUCUGGCUGGGCUGAACGCCUUGGCACUGGGGUUGGAAACCCGGGAAACCUUUCGGGGGAGGCUGUACCCCACUUCAGAGAAGGCUAGGCACCCAUUUCGGGGCCAGGCGGUUCCCCCACUUUGGGGCAAGACUCAGAAUUGAGUCCUUAAGAACUGUAUUCCGUUUUGAGGAAGAUUGGGACUUAGAAGUUAAUUAAAGAGAAUGGGAACGUUAUCCGUCCCUUUCAGAAGGGAGACAAGGGAGGCCGACCAGGGACUCCUCCGAGCCUUGGGGCCUAACGGGAACAAUCUCCUAAUCUCGGCGGGGAAUGAAGGGCUGGGAAGGAGGUGUGAGGGCACAGGGAGCGGGGUCUAAUGAUAGGGAAGAAGAGCCCUGGCGGAUGCCCUUUCCCUGUGAAUUUACACCAAAGUUCUAGGUAAAGGGACUUGAAAUUCUUUGUUUCGUGCAGCUCCCUCCACGUCUCCUCUCUAUAGGUAACAGUGAGGAAAGCAAAACCCCAGAGAAAGAGAAGGUUCCGUGUGAUAUCCUUGGUUUAGGUUAGCGAAGCAGCAAGCUCCGGCCAGGCUUCAGUGAGAGAGACUCAGGGUAGGGGAAGUAGCAAGCGGGGAAAGGGGUGGAUAGAGGAGGACUACAGGGUAGAAGUGGGGCAGAGUGGGAAUUCCACAAGGCUUUUCUGUCAUCACACCCCAGAGCUGAAGAAAAACAUGAGGAGCUAAUCUUUGUGGGGGGGAAAUGUAAAAAAAAAAAAAAAGGCUGAUAGUUUUUAAUGUGACUAGGUUGGAAUUCAUGUAACUUGAAAAAGCAAUUCUCUUGGAGGUUAAGAGGAUAACAGAAAAGGGGGAAAUCAAGGAUUGGGAGAUACAGGGUUCACAGGGAGGAAGAAGCAGCUUUCCCUCCAGGAAGAGUGCCUGUUUGUGAGUUUGGAGUGUAUCUGAGUACCUACCUACGAAAUGGCAGAUAGGUACUUCAGACCUGUUGGUAGUGAUGGCCUGAGCUAAACACCUAAUUUGAAGGGACACCCUCCGUGUCAAAGAACAGAAUGCUGAAGAAGCUAUGGCAAGUAAUUGGAGCUGUGCUUCAAAAAUUUCAGCAGUUCAACAGUAUUUUAUCUGCCAACAAUAAGCUCUUUACUUGAUUGCACCAUGAAAAAGCUGCUAAUGAAACUUGUUGAACAUAAAAAUGGACUUGAAGAACCAAAAGCCAUUGUUUUCAAAUGAAGAAUACUGAACAGUUCUAAGCCUCAAUGCUUUUUAACCACCACUGAGAUUUUCCUCAUAACAUCAGAAUGGCAAGCAGGCGAAAAUCCACAACACCCUGCAUGGUCCUUGCCAGUGAACAGGAUCCAGACCUCGAGUUGAUAUCAGAUUUGGAUGAAGGUCCUCCUGUACUUACACCCAUAGAAAACACCAGAGCAGAGAGUAUCUCAAGUGAUGAAGAAGUUCAUGAAUCUGUGGAUUCUGACAAUCAGCAAAAUAAAAAAGUUGAAGGUGGCUAUGAAUGUAAAUAUUGUACUUUUCAAACCCCAGAUCUAAAUAUGUUUACUUUUCAUGUGGAUUCAGAACAUCCCAACGUAGUGCUAAAUUCAUCCUAUGUUUGUGUCGAAUGCAAUUUUCUUACCAAAAGGUAUGAUGCACUUUCUGAGCAUAAUAUGAAAUAUCACCCAGGAGAAGAGAAUUUUAAGUUGACUAUGGUGAAACGAAAUAACCAGACAAUCUUUGAACAGACAAUAAAUGAUCUGACUUUUGAUGGUAGUUUUGUUAAAGAGGAGAAUUCAGAGCAAGCUGAACCUACGGAAGUUUCUUCUUCAGGAAUAUCUAUCAGUAAAACUCCGAUCAUGAAAAUGAUGAAAAAUAAAGUGGAGAACAAACGGAUUACGGUUCAUCACAACUCAGUUGAGGAUGUUCCUGAAGACAAAGAGAAUGAAAUCAAACCAGACCGUGAAGAAACUGUGGAAAAUCCAAGUUCUUCAGCUUCUGAAUCUAAUACAAGUACUUCCAUUGUAAACAGAAUACAUUCAAAUACUGCCAGCACAGUCGUGACCCCAGCAGCUGUUCUUCCUGGGUUAGCACAGGUGAUAACCGCUGUAUCAGCUCAGCAGAAUUCCAAUUUGAUUCCCAAAGUCUUAAUCCCUGUUAAUAGCAUUCCUACCUACAAUGCUGCAUUGGAUAACAACCCCCUUUUGCUUAACACCUACAACAAAUUCCCUUAUCCAACAAUGUCAGAAAUUACUGUUCUUUCUGCUCAAGCAAAAUACACAGAGGAACAGAUCAAGAUAUGGUUUUCAGCCCAACGCCUAAAACAUGGUGUUAGCUGGACUCCUGAGGAAGUAGAGGAGGCCAGAAGAAAACAGUUCAACGGAACAGUACACACUGUACCUCAGACCAUAACUGUUAUUCCUACACACAUUUCCGCAGGGAGUAACGGUUUACCAUCCAUUUUACAGACAUGCCAAAUAGUUGGUCAGCCUGGUCUGGUCCUUACGCAAGUAGCUGGAGCGAACACCUUGCCGGUAACAGCCCCUAUAGCCUUGACCGUGGCUGGGGUUCCAAAUCAAACAAAUGUACAAAAAAGUCAGGCACCUGCUGCUCAGCCUGUUGCAGAGACAAAGCCAGCAACAGCAGCAAUCCCACCUUCUCAGCUCGUCAAACACGAAACCGCAGCGGCAAACCCUGAUUCAUUUGGCAUUCGGGCAAAAAAGACUAAAGAGCAACUGGCCGAAUUAAAAGUCAGCUACCUUAAGAAUCAGUUUCCCCACGAUUCAGAAAUUAUCAGACUCAUGAAAAUCACAGGCCUGACUAAAGGAGAGAUUAAAAAAUGGUUUAGUGACACGAGGUACAACCAGAGAAAUUCAAAGAGUAAUCAGUGCUUACAUCUCAACAAUGAUUCCUCCACCACUAUUAUUAUAGACUCCAGUGAUGAAACCACGGAAUCCCCCACUGUUGUUACUUCACAGCCUAAACAAUCCUGGAAUCCUUUUCCUGACUUCACUCCCCAGAAGUUUAAAGAGAAGACCACAGAGCAGCUCCGUGCCCUUCAGGCGAGUUUUCUGAACAGCUCCGUACUCACAGAUGAAGAAUUAAAUAGGUUAAGAGCGCAAACCAAACUUACCAGAAGGGAAAUUGAUGCUUGGUUUACAGAGAAGAAGAAAUCAAAAGCUUUAAAGGAAGAGAAAAUGGAAAUAGAUGAAAAUAAUGCAGGUAGUUCCAAAGAAGAAGCUGGAGAAACUUCUCCCAGAGAUGAAUCUGGUGCACCGAAGCCAGGGAGUACAGGCAAGAUCUGUAAAAAAACACCCGAGCAGUUGCACAUGCUUAAGAGUGCUUUUGUCCGAACGCAGUGGCCGUCACCAGAAGAGUAUGACAAGUUGGCCGAAGAAAGUGGGCUUGCUAGAACAGACAUCGUCAGUUGGUUUGGGGAUACCCGUUAUGCUUGGAAAAAUGGAAACCUAAAAUGGUACUACUACUAUCAAAGCGCCAAUUCAAGUAGUAUGAAUGGUCUGUCCUCCCUUCGGAAAAGGGGGAGAGGGAGACCCAAAGGAAGGGGGAGAGGAAGACCACGUGGACGGCCAAGAGGAAGCAAGAGAAUGAACAACUGGGAAAGGGGGCCAUCACUCAUAAAAUUUAAAACUGGAACUGCAAUACUUAAGGAUUAUUACCUGAAGCACAAAUUUCUUAAUGAGCAAGACCUUGAUGAACUCGUGAACAAAUCACAUAUGGGCUAUGAGCAGGUCAGAGAGUGGUUUGCAGAAAGACAGAGAAGAUCAGAGUUAGGAAUAGAAUUAUUUGAGGAAAAUGAGGAAGAAGAUGAAGUUAUUGAUGAUCAGGAAGAGGAUGAAGAAGAAACAGAUGAUAGUGACACUUGGGAACCCCCACGACAUGUGAAGCGGAAGCUUUCUAAAUCAGAUGACUGAAAUCUGCCUAAAAUGUUGGAGGAGAAUCAAUUCUUCAACGCAAGAUGUCUGAUUUACUGUGAAUGGGCCCAAUCUUUGAUGACACUGAAAACGUUUUGGGGCAUACACAUUCUCAAAAAAUAGGAUCCAAUACCCAAAAGAAAUGGAACUUAAUGUUGUGCCAAAGUUAAACUACUGCAUUUGGCGGAAGUUCUGCAAUGUAAAUAGAACACUAAUUAAACAACUUGUAAAAAUUAGAAUUUUAAUAUAGUACAUUUUUAUUCUGAUAUGAUGGAGAUGUUCUGAUUCUUAGACUUUCUGAGGGGGUUUAAUGACCACUAGAGCUUGUCCUCAUAUUUUGUCCAGCUUAAUAUACUGUAUGUCUAGUGAGAUGGGCCUUAUUGCCUGUAUUCUUUGAUAUGUGAUUAAGCUCAUAGCUUUGAGUGACCAAACAUUUUACAGAGUAAAAAUUGUUAGAAACAGGAGAAAGAAAAACCGGAUUUAUUUCUAUGUCUUAUUUAUCAGGCCCUGCACUAAGAUUAAAAUUUUUGUAUGGGCUUGGACAAUUUCAAUGUAAGUGAAAAAAAACAGCCUAUUGACACAUGUUGAAACUGUAAGAUUUUGUGAUAUCAUUGGCCCUUAAUGAUUGGAUCUUUAAUUGAACACAUUCAUGGAAACCACUAUUACUCUGUAAUACUCUGUUCAUUUUUUUCAUUAGAAGCUGAAUUUGCUUUGUAUUAAACUAAAGAUAAUCAAUACUGAAGAAGGAAAAGAAAAUGGCAUGAGAAUUUGAAUAGGGUGAAACUCUGAAAUAAAUAUUUUACCAAAAAUGUGAAGAAGAACCAUAUAGUAAAUAUAUACUUAGUGUUUUCUUACAAUCAUAUAGAAAUCAGAAAUGUUUGUACAGGUAUCAGAUCAGAAUUUUCAAGAGUUAUCUUUCACGGAAAUUCUACUUUAUGUAGCAAUUUCAGUGAAGAGAGAAAAAAUUCUGAACUGAUCAUAAUGAGUUAAAGGUUAGCUUUUCACUUAAGAAUCAUGGGAGUGUUAACUGUUAACUCUUGCCAUAUCAGGAGACUGAAAGUUCAUACUAACUUAUAAACUUUGUAAAAGACCGGUGCUGUUCAUUCACGUUGAGAAGGACCCUCUUUUUGUGACUAUAGGAUCGUUUUUCAAAAUGUGCUUUCUUCAUAGAAAAAAUGUUCAGUUUAAUUAGCUCUGGAUUUUAAAAUGUUUUUCUGAAUGACCGGAUGUAGUGGGCUUGGCCAGUUUCUCUUGUCUAAUUUAAUGAAUAAUAUUAAGCUCUUGUUUUUACCUAAAUGUUUGUCAGCUAAUGAAACGUUAUGAAAAAGCCUUGAAUAUGCAUGCUGCUUUCAUUUUUAUAAACUUUUUAUUUUUUAACUAUAGCUUUAUUAGUAAUUCCAAAAUGCUGCAAUUUAGCUGAUUUCUUCACUCAGACAGCUGGCUUUGUGGGUGGCUUUUUCAUACUACUGUUAACUUUUUUAAGAAGAAGCAAUGUAAAGACUGUAACAAUUUAAUGCACUAAACUGUUCUUUCUUUUACACAUUUAAAAACUUCUUAAAGCACUCUGUAUUAUAAUGAUUAAAUCGCUCCCUUUUUUAAACCAUU